AUGAAUAUUGAUCUCUUUCAAGUAGAAUCUCAAUCAUUCAUUGAAUCAUUUAUCUCAUCAAUUACAAAUACAUUUAUACGUUCAAUUCGACUUGUACAGGAUACUACUCAAGGUAAUGCUCUUUUGUCAAUGGCGACAGAACUCAACACAAGUGCACUUGAUCGAACUUUACCAAGUCGUUUUGAACCAGAUUCAGCAAUUGGUAGCAUCGUCGCACGAUUAAUGGUGGAAGAAUGGAUGAAUAUAACAUCACACAAGGCUUAUUAUGAUCGAUGUCAACCAAUCGCAUGCACUUAUUCAUAUGUAAACAAAAAUAUAUGGCUUGUUGUGAUCAGCACUACUAUUGGAUUGAUCGGAGGUCUAACAACCAUUUUGAAAAUUAUUGUACCUCUUGUUAUUAAAUUGCUCUGUUAUUGCUGUUACAAUCGG
Molecule: messenger RNA, 429 nt
Organism: Rotaria sordida
Lineage: Eukaryota; Metazoa; Rotifera; Eurotatoria; Philodinida; Philodinidae
Source: the annotation of a GenBank genome assembly